Molecule: messenger RNA, 924 nt
Organism: Armigeres subalbatus
Lineage: Eukaryota; Metazoa; Arthropoda; Insecta; Diptera; Culicidae
Exons: 3
Coding region: 1-828 (275 amino acids)
Source: RefSeq, a predicted model, not a curated record
AUGGCGCACUCGAUGAAACUUUCCUUUUCCGCAUUUCACCAUGCUAAACCAGUGCACGACUCGGCGGAAAAAAAAAUAAAUCCACUAAGAGGUUAUAAAAAAAAGACGGCAAACUACAAGAAAAGGUCCAUUGGGCCUUUUCUUUUUAUUUCGACCGCUCGGAGUGGUUCCGUUCUACGCAGUACUCUACAGACCGCCAUUUUGGGUGGCAUAGAGGAUCAGAAGGCAGCAAUCGUGAAGGAAUGGUUAUUUUUACGCCAUCUUGGUAAUAUUGACAGCUCGGACAGACACGUGACUCGGCUUAGAGACGACCAUCAAUCGCUGUAUCGCAUCUUCGGCCACCUUAGUGGACUCGGAGACAUUUCCGGCCGGAACGAUAAUCCGGAGCCAAAUCGUCGUACCGAAUUCAGCCAGCCAACCCUCACGAGGCCACCAUUCCGGCCAGCCGCCGGACGCACGAAGCCGCUCAAGGGAGCCAAGUCGUCCUUCUCGCAUCGAAUACCUCCAGCCAACCCACACGUGGCCACCAUUCCGACCAGCCGCCGGACGCUCGAAGCAGCUCAAGGGAGCCAAGCCGUCCCGUGCCAAAAUCAUCCAGCCACAAACCACCCGUGGCCAUUCCGGAUCAACCGAUCGCCUGGUGAUCAUCCGUCCAUCGCCAUACCAGCCGGCCGUCGGACGUCCAAAGCCGCUCAAGGGAGCCAAUGCAUUGGGAGCUGCUGGACUCAUCGGUCCCAAACGCCGGAUGGAACUACCGCCGAAGAACAUCGACCAAACGAGGGCCCUCCAACGACGUCAUCGAAAGCUAGCCAACGUGAACAGCUGUAAUCAAACCGCAAGUACACCUAAAAAUGUCAUUCCACCUCUCUUUUGAUUAUUCCUCUGCGAGGGUCAAUAAAUAGGAUGUAAGCAAUGUAAUUGGUA